Molecule: messenger RNA, 2008 nt
Organism: Penaeus monodon (black tiger shrimp)
Lineage: Eukaryota; Metazoa; Arthropoda; Malacostraca; Decapoda; Penaeidae
Product: peptidyl-alpha-hydroxyglycine alpha-amidating lyase 2-like
Cellular component (GO): extracellular region
Molecular function (GO): protein binding
Source: RefSeq, a predicted model, not a curated record
CAAUGCUUCAUUCAGACGCUCGAGCCCCUUGCGAGGCGACACAUCUCCUUUCCCGCCGUUCGCCGCCUCAGCACGCCCAAAGGAGAAUACGAAGAACCCACUUAAGGAAUUAAUUAAGAAGCGAAUAAGAAUUCCGGGCAGUGAUUCGCUGGAUGUUUAUCUAGGCCGCUCGCCGAGACCGCGGGCCUAAACUCAGCCACCAUGUUCGUGCUGCGCCUGGUGGCCGCCAUAUGGUGCUGCUCGUAUCUCGCCCUCACGCGGAAGAUCCCCUACUACGACACCUUCGACGAUGACUUCUACUCCGAGCUGAGGAACCUGCUGGAGGAGCACCAGAGCGGGAAGGGCGCGCCCCCCGUGGCCCACCCCCGCGAGGUGCGCGGCUGGGGCGAGGAGCUCGGCAUCGGGCAGGUGGCGGGCGUGAGCGUGGACCCCGACGGCCACCCCGUCGUGUUCCACCGCGGAGGCAGAGUCUGGGAUUACACGCUGAUAUACUCACAAUUGAAAAACAUGGAAAGAGAUGUGGGUAUCUUUCCAGUGUUCCCUCGUGAAAUGGACUCCAAUGUUUUGACUCAAAGCGUUGUGCAUAUUCUUGCUAAGGAUGUGUUCAUGCACCGCACGUGCGCGUUCCACAUGCAGGUGUCUGUGCUGUUCAUGCUCUGCACCUGUGGGAGCUUCAACUCGACGCACCACUACCAGGAGGUGGCGCCCCUGGACGACGACGUGGUGGUGGUGCUGGACGCCCAGACGGGGCUGCCCCUUCCGUCGUGGGGCCGCGGCAAGUUCCUGCUGCCGCACGGCAUCACCGUCGACGCGCAGGGCAACACGUGGCUCACCGACGUCGGCCUCCACCAGGUCUUUAAGUUCCCCCUGGACGCCGAGGAGCCGAGCCUGACCCUGGGCCACGCGCGCAUGCCAGGCUCAGGCGACCACCACUUCUGCAAGCCCACGAGCGUCGCUGUGGCCGCGUCAGGAGAGUUCUUCGUCGCCGACGGAUACUGCAAUGGCCGGAUCCUUCGCUUCCAUGCUGACGGCGCCCUUAUGGCUCAGUUCGGACACAUGGGGAGCGACGGCAGUUCCCGCGCCCUCUACGUGCCUCACGGCCUGGCGCUGGACGACAGCCGCGACGCCCUCUGCGUGGCCGACCGCGAGAACCGCCGCGUUCUGUGCCUAAGGGCGGGACUCCGGCACGUGGACGACUUUGGCGAGGCCUUCAUGACGCUGCAGGAACCCAACCAGGGCCGUGUGUUCGACAUCGCCACCGUCAACGGCGUGGUGGUGGGCGUGGCCGGCAGCGAGGACGAAGGCGCAGCCACUGGAUUCACAGCCGACUUGAGCAACGGGAAAUUACUGGACGCCUGGGGCCCGCUCGUGGGCUUCCACAACCCGCACGCCGUCGCCGUGAGCCGCGACGGGUCCGCCAUCUACGUCUCGGAGAUCGGGCCGAACCGCAUCUGGAAAUUCCUACUGGAGAGUCCCGCAGCUUACUAAAGAGGAUCGUUCGUCUGCAACUUUGCUUCUUGUUGCUUCGAAAUGGCUCCCUUUAGGGGGGACGUUGAUAGAUAUAUAUUUGUAGAGAGAGAAAUGAUUUUUCUGAGAAUAUUUCCCAGGUGCAAAAGAAUGCCUGGACGAUAGAAACGGAAUACUCUGCAGACAAUGCGAUCUUGAGAAAAAUAUAUAAGGUAAUUCAAACAGGGCAGGGAAAAUAAGGGAAGGAUGCUAUUUUUGGAAAGUUUAGAAAGAAAAGUUCAGGAUUGAUUAACCAAGAGGAAAAAAUGUAUAUUCUGAAAAAACACAUCAUUCCUCUCUUGAAGAUGUAUCUUGUACAAAACAAUUACUGUUAGAAAAUGUUUCCAGAGAAGGAAAAAAGGGAGUGUAUUAACGGAUUACGAAAAGGACCAAACUUAUAUUGUACCCAUUAAGAAUAUCCGAGUCCCAACCAUUGUGGUCUAAUUAAAGAUAAAUGACGUCAUAUAUUAUGUCAGAGUUUAGUAAAAUUCAGAUAAUGAUA